AUGGGUGUCUCCCCUUGGUACUGGUGGGCAGAUGUGCCGGUGAAAACAAAGAGCGAUAUCUGGGUGCGCAAAGGGCCCAAGGUGCAGGGCUCUCCGUCUGUCAAAUACCGCGGCUUCUUCAUCAACGACGAAUCGCCGGCCCUGACUGGCUGGGCUAACGGGAAGUUUACCAAAAGCGAGUAUGGAUCCUCCUUCACUGGGGAGUUCUACAAGCUUGUGUUUGAGCUCUGUCUUCGCCUCAAGGGGAACUACAUCUGGCCCGCCAUGUGGUCUAGCAUGUUCUACGUCGACGAUAUUGAGAACGGUCACAUUGCCGAUGAUUUGGUGUUUUCAUCGGUACCAGCCAUCACGAUCCCAUGGCGCGAGCUGAAAAGGAGCAAAAUUGUCGGAAAAUACUACCAAGCCGGCAUGAAGACGCCCGACAACGUUAUCCUCCUCUGGACAGACGACAACUCGGGCGAUAUCCAGCCACUUCCUUUAGCCAACGAGACAGACCGCAUUGGUGGAGCAGUCGAAGCCGGCAAAACGGUGGUCGACCUCUACAACAAGCAUGCCUUCAACGCAUGGUACGCUCAACAAGGACGAACCAGCACAAAUACAAUGGCAAACGACGUGCAGGCCCUCUUCGCUCAAGAUCAAGUCAUUGAGGAAAAGUACCACUCACUAAACGGCGGCAAAUGGGAUCACUUUGUCAAUCAGGUUCACAUUGGCUACACCUACUGGCAGGAUCCGCCAGCCAAGGCCAUGCCAGAUCUGAUCUACCUGGACGAAAGCAAUACCACCGAUGAUGAGAUCAUGGGGGUGAGCGUCCAAGGGAGCACCGCCUCGGCACCCGGCGCCCCAUUGCCCGCACUGCUGCCUGUCGAACCAUACAUGCCGCCGACGGAAAAGCGGUACGUGGACAUCUUCACUCGCAACAACGGCACAUUUGCCUAUCAUAUUUCUUCCAAUGUAUCCUACGUCUUUGUCACCAACGCUGAGGGCAGACUUGAAGCUCCCGGUUCCAGUUCGGAUAGCCGCAGUGGGAUAUCGGUUGACUGCCAAGAGGCGCCGCCUGGAAUCAGCUGGGUCGCCCUCCGCGUCAAGAGAACCGAUGUCUGCAAAGGCCCUGCUGUGGUAGCAUUAUUGCCAGUCAACAAGAACUCCGUCCCAGAUGAGUUCGAGGGCUACGUGGAAUCCGGCGGCGUUGUGUCCUGGGAGGCGGAACAUUACAGCAGCGCCGAGGAGAAGAACGGCCUCUCGUACAUCACGAUUCCCGACUAUGGCCGCACCUUGUCUGGGCUGAAGCUAUGGCCUGUGACGCAUCCAGGGCGCACGCCAGAGGACACACCAAAGCUGACGUACUCCUUCUACUCCUUCACGGACCAGACCGAGGCUCAGUUGGUCGUCUACCUAGGCGGGUCGCUGAACCACGAUCCCAGUCUCCCCUUGAAGUACGCUCACGCGCUCGAAGGGGGCAGCCCAGUUGAGGUGCAACCCAUCCCCGACGAGGCUAUGGGCAGCCUCCCACAUGGAUGGAACGAGGCGACAGUGGCUGGUGGUUGGACCUCGUACUCGACGCUGAAAGUGCCAGCUGGCGCCCACAAACUCUCGCUGUGGCUGCUUGAGCCGGGUGUUGUGGUGCAGAAGGUUGUCAUGGAUGUGGGAGGUCUCAAACGCAGUGCGCUUGGACCACCCAAGAGCCAGAAGGCUUGA
Molecule: messenger RNA, 1695 nt
Organism: Emericellopsis cladophorae
Lineage: Eukaryota; Fungi; Ascomycota; Sordariomycetes; Hypocreales; Bionectriaceae
Exons: 3
Coding region: 1-1695 (564 amino acids)
Source: RefSeq, a predicted model, not a curated record